Molecule: messenger RNA, 2162 nt
Organism: Ceratina calcarata
Lineage: Eukaryota; Metazoa; Arthropoda; Insecta; Hymenoptera; Apidae
Product: RNA-binding protein 34
Exons: 4
Coding region: 155-1873 (572 amino acids)
Biological process (GO): maturation of LSU-rRNA from tricistronic rRNA transcript (SSU-rRNA, 5.8S rRNA, LSU-rRNA)
Cellular component (GO): nucleolus
Molecular function (GO): rRNA binding
Source: RefSeq, a predicted model, not a curated record
GCGUUGGCGGUUAAAGUGUUCUUUCCAUGUUCUUCUCCGAGCCGGUGUAGCACGAGGGAAACUGUUCUUGGCGGUCUAAUUCUGCACGUGUACACGUAGUAAACAUUUUAGUCUCGUUCUAAGGCUCGAAUAUUAAACGAGAAUCUCAAGAAAGAUGGUUAAAUCGUUAACGAUGGAAGGUAAAAGCGAGAAGACGAAAAAUUCGUUGAACACGCCGAAAAAGGGGUUCGUCGAGAAAAAGAAGAAGCAGAAGUUCAAGGAAGUCCCAACGGGCAAAGUUGCCUUGAUCAAUGGAUCAAAAGUACAGAAUAACAAGCAGAAUUUGCAAACACAAAAGGGCUCUCCUCAAAAAUCACCCAAAGGAAACAAAACUCCUCAAGGCGCCAAUAAAAAUUCCAAGAAGGAUCAGAAGAAAAAGAAUGCAGUGAAACCUGAAGAAGAAGAAGACGAUACUGAUUCUGAUGAGGAAAUCAAUGAGGGAGUCGAAUUGGACUCAAGUAUGUUGGAGGACAGCGAUGACGAUCUAAGUGAAGAGGAAUCUGGCGACGAAGAAGAGAUCAAAGUACCAAAUAUCCUUGGAGCUAGCUUAGCCGAUGAUACCGAUGAAGAUGACGAUGAUUUUGAGGAACAGGAAGAAUUAAGUGAGAAGAAAGGAGUAAAAAUGUUCAAGGGUGUCAAUAAGAGCGCAGAUUCUAGUAAAGAUAGCUCCGCUAUGGAAGAUUCCGAUGAAGAUGACGAGGAUGAUGAUGAUGAAGAGGAGGAGGAUGACGAUGAUGACGAGAGUGAUGAAGAAACUGAAGGAUCUUCUUUGGGUUUGAAAGCACUCAUGAGUAACAGUAUUGCCGAAGAUGAUGAAGAUGAUGAAGAUUUUGUCGAAGCAGAAAGAGACGACGAUGACGAUGAUAUGUCGAGCGAAGAGGAAGAUGAGGAGGAGGAAGACGAGGAGCAAAAUUCACCUACAAAUCCUAACAAAGGUAAAAAUAGUAAAGGAAAAAAAGAUGGCAGCGCUGAUGUUUCUUUGGAAGAAUUAAAAGAGGACAAGAAAACAAUCUUUGUCGGCAAUUUACCAACGACUGUAACAAAGAAGCAGUUGAUGAAAUUGUUCAAAAAAUUCGGCGAGAUCGACACGAUACGUCUACGAGGCAUGGUGCCGAAAGAGUUAAGCAUGUCCAAGAAAGUAGCAGCUAUCACUAAGAACGUACACCCCAAGAUAAAGUCGGUUUACGCGUAUAUUAGAUUCGUCAACAUAGAAUCUGUUAAAGCGGCCCUCUCUUUGAACGACACGGAAUUCGAGGGCAAUCAUCUAAGAGUAGAUGCAGCUGACAAGUCAGUAAAAUACGACCAAAAGAAAAGCGUGUUCUUAGGAAAUUUAAAUUUCAAUAUCGAGGACAACGCGGUUAGAAAACAUUUCGAGCAGUGCGGUGAAAUAGAGUCUGUACGUGUAGUUAGAGACGGCAAAACUCGAAUAGGCAAAGGAUUUGGAUACGUUAACUUUAAAAAUGCUGAUUCUGUGGCAUUAGCAUUAGAGCUCGAUGGCACGAUGCUUCAGAAACGGGAGGUCAGAGUAAAACCAAAUCUUGGCGAGCAGAAGAGCAAAGAUAAAGGAAAGAGAUCAUUAACCGACAGCUCUGGCGGUGACUCUCCUCAGAAAAAGUCAAAAAUUGAAGAAGGAAAAGGCCGUAAUAAGAAAAACGCUAUGAAGAGACUAGCUGUGAAAGGACAGAAACAGGGAGGCGAGACUAGUCCGCAGCAGAGCAAGGCGUUCCAAGGUCAAAAGGCUGAUGCAAAUAAAAAGAAGAAGAAUAAGGUAGACAAAAAGAAGAAAGUCAUAGCAGAGAAACUUACGGCCAAGCCGAAAAAGCCAUCGAACUAAUAAUAAGUAACAAACACACUGUGAACUGUUCAAUAGCCUCAUCAUGUUUCUUUUAGGUAAUAAGUAUACGUAAUAUGUAAUCAAACUAUUUUUACUUAUUGUUAGUACGUAUUCUUUGAACGGUAAAACGAGUGGUAACACGUAUUCAAUGUGUAAUAAAAUAUGUUCUUUUAUCAAUCAGUUUGUAUUAAGUUCUUAAUUUUAGAGUGCAUUUGCGAUGGCAAACUCUGUGUAUUAUUCGAAGCACAUUUUAAACAAAAACGUUUUCCAAAAUAUAUGCUACAUCCCA